Messenger RNA from Perca fluviatilis (European perch), 1362 nucleotides. RefSeq names its product lin-7 homolog B (C. elegans) (gene lin7b). The transcript is spliced from 6 exons. The record is from RefSeq and is a predicted model, not a curated record. Gene Ontology annotation, molecular function: L27 domain binding. Gene Ontology annotation, cellular component: MPP7-DLG1-LIN7 complex; cell-cell junction; synapse. NCBI's taxonomy places the organism in Eukaryota, Metazoa, Chordata, Actinopteri, Perciformes, Percidae. Gene Ontology annotation, biological process: neurotransmitter secretion; maintenance of epithelial cell apical/basal polarity; protein localization to basolateral plasma membrane. The coding region runs from base 237 to 899 and encodes 220 amino acids.
UUUAAACAUACGUAGAAGAUGCUGAAACGAUAUAGGCUAGUCCCACACUGAAGCCGGAGCCGCGGUUAAGCUACGACGUCACUGCCUGAACCUCAGCCCAGCAUCCCGGACCUCAUUACAGCCAUACAUCCUCACACAGUCCGCUGACCAUGUCAUCGUAACAGAUGGGGAACGCGUUGCCGUGAACCAGCCCUUCUGCUCAUCCACGCAGUGUUCCAUAGACUACCAGCCUGGAAAUGAUGUCCUCUUACUACCACCCUGCCAAGGAAACGGACAUGGCGGCCAUGACAGAGCCGCUCUGCCUGGAAAGAGAUGUGUGCAGGGUGAUCGAGCUGCUGGACCGGCUGCAGCGGAGUGGGGAGCUGCCUCCUCCCAAGCUGCAGGCCCUGCAGAGAGUCCUGCAGAGCAAGUUCUGUGCUGCCAUCAGAGAGGUGUACGAGCAGCUGUACGACACUCUGGACAUUGUUGGAGGACCAGAGGUGCGAGCACAGGCAACUGCCAAGGCCACAGUGGCAGCGUUUGCAGCCAGCGAGGGCCACGCCCACCCAAGGGUAGUGGAGCUGCCCAAGACCGAGGAGGGUUUGGGCUUUAACAUCAUGGGGGGCAAAGAGCAGAACUCCCCCAUAUACAUCUCCAGGGUGAUCCCUGGGGGGGUGGCCGACCGCCAAGGAGGGCUGAAGAGAGGGGACCAGCUGCUGUCUGUCAACGGAGUGAGCGUGGAGGGCGAGCACCAUGAGAAGGCUGUGGAGCUGCUGAAGGCCGCCCAGGUUUCAGUCAAGCUGGUGGUGCGCUACACCCCGAAGGUCCUGGAGGAGAUGGAGGCUCGCUUUGAGAAGAUGAGGAGCGCCCGGAGACGCCAGCAGCACACCAGCUACUCAUCUCUGGAGUCCAGGGGCUAGCCAAUCCAACGCCUCCGCCCGCCUCAUCCUCCAACCCUCCUGGCUCUUCUGUUCUAGCGGGAGACCUUAGAUGAGAAGCGAAAAAAAACCAAAGUAGCCUACCAACACCUGUUAACCUGAACUUCUUCUUUUCUCUCCACCCUCUUUCCCUCUUCCUUAGAGAAAUGCAGAGUAAGCUUGUUGUCAGACCAUGCCUGUAAUUUCGAGCCCGGCAUAGCCGGACUAUUUCGCCAGUGUGGCUCAGUCUGGAGCCUCUCAACUUCUCAAAUUUUGAUUUCCAAAGGGCUCUAUCAACGGCGCAGACCAAAAUGCCUCCACCUACAACCAAUCAGAGCAGCGAAAAGUGACAACAACCAAUCAGAGCAAUGUAGCGCUCGGCGACACGUGCAAGUCGGGGGCGGUGCUUGGUCCGUUUUGAAGCAUAAAAAAAAAAAUGGCGGACGGGUUACAGACUCAAAUUACA